CCAGUUUGGCAAACAAAUCAAAACUCAAAAUAAAAUUUUGGUCGCUCACCAAUGUCAUUCACAAAGCAUUAAAAAUAUAUUUAUCCUUUUUAUCUUUCUUAUUAAUUUGAUAAAAUGUGUAAUUAAUAAUAUAAAAUUAAUUUUUAUUUACAACAUCAUAGUUUACGUAAUUGAACAUGGAGGAAGAUAAAGAAGAAGGUGAAAUGAGUGAUGAUACAGAAAUGGUUGUAGACGAGGAACGUGUAACUAACGAUAAUGAUACAAAAUGUACCGUGCUUUAUACAGCAGAUAAAAAUGGACCCCUUGUAAAAAAGUUGACCAAAGUUGAUGCUACAAAGCUUGAAGAGAGAGCAAAACGUUUUGGUCUAGACCUCAGUGGCAAUAGAGUGGUCACACAGAAACAAAUUGAUGAGCUUUACAAUAAUUUUGGCAUUGAAAGUGGAAAUGAAAGACAUUUUAGAUUUGAUACAUUGCAUUUGAAUGGUGUACAUGGUCUGACAACAAAGGAAAUUUUUCAGUACUUAGAAGAUUACAAACCAGUGUCUCUGGAAUGGAUAGAUGAUAAUUCAUGUAAUAUUGUCUGUCAGGAUGACAUAUCUGUUGCAUUAGCAUUAUUGGUGCAUUCCAGAGAAAUAAUGAACAAGGACAUAAAAAAUAUGCUAAGUGAAAAGUCCACUUACCAUUGGAGAGAAGGAAUGCCCCAUCCAAACAAAGAUUUAAUAUUGAUGCGUUUUGCAACAAAUAGUGAUAAAAAAAUGACAAUAAAAUUACCAGAACAAAAAGUAAAAGAUGAAGAAAAUUUUACGGAUGUGGGGAAAAAUCCUUGGGGCGAUUUAUGUAGAUCAUGGGGUGUUUAUGAUCAUCAAGAAUUGUUUCAAAGAAAAUUGCCCAAAGUAGAUUAUGAAGACGAAAAUUCCGAAAUACAAGUCCAACCUGUACAGUUAAAAAAUAAAAGAUUAGCUAUGCGACUCGGGAAAAGAACUCUUAGAAGUGAUGAUGAGAGCAGUACUUCAGAUUCAGAGUGGAAAAUAAAAUCUAAAACUCCAAGGAUGAGAAUGCGUGCAGAUGAUGAAGAAUCAAAGCAAAAGAAACAAAACUUAACUAAACAAUUCAAAGUUGAAGAUGAUGAAAGCUUUGCUCCUUUAUCUAUAGAGGUUAUUAACUCUAAAAGUACAUUUACUCCAAGAGAAUCAAAAAAUAUAUCAGAAAAGUUUAGAUACAAAGAAGCAAUAACAAAAAAUGUACAUAGAAAUAUACAAUCAAGAUUAGGUGUUAAGGUAGCACCAGAAGAACACACAAGUUCAAGUGAUGAAUCCUUAUCUAGUGAUUCUGACCAUAAUGUGGUGAGUAGGGUACAAAAGGUUACCAGUAACUUGAAAACUUCUGAUGUGUGGUCAAGAUUGGAAAGUAUGCCACAGAAUGUAGCACAAAAAGAUCUAAGACAAGUUCUGACAACACGCAAACAUAAAUCAGAUGAUUUAAGAGAAAAAAUUGGUAAAUCAAAACAAUGUAAUUUACGUAUUGAAAUAGACAAUAAUUAUACUGAUGAAUAAAUCAAUUUUACAAAUUUUGCUUACUA
Molecule: messenger RNA, 1579 nt
Organism: Pararge aegeria (speckled wood butterfly)
Lineage: Eukaryota; Metazoa; Arthropoda; Insecta; Lepidoptera; Nymphalidae
Product: nuclear cap-binding protein subunit 3-like
Exons: 3
Coding region: 177-1553 (458 amino acids)
Cellular component (GO): cytosol; nucleus
Molecular function (GO): RNA 7-methylguanosine cap binding; mRNA binding
Source: RefSeq, a predicted model, not a curated record